AUGAAGAAAAGAUCAAUCCUGAAGAAUAAAAACAAAGGAGCCCAGCCGGCACUAAAAAUUGGUGAUAAUGUGGAUGAAUCUGGCCUUGGUGUGGAAAUUAUUCAAUCAAAUCCUUUAUUUGCUAUAGGUGUUGAAUUGCAGCCUCCCAUGAAGCAAGUGACUGAGUCACGCAAAGAACAAGAUGCACAAACCCUAGCUCCGCACCCCCCUGCGAAAACCCUAAUUACACGCGCCCCUGAGGAAAUUGUGAUUGCACGACAAGCUGACUCAAUGACAGGGCUGUCAUCUUUGGAAAAGCUUGCUAUUCCAGUGGAUGUCCCUGAUGAACUGCCUCCGCCACCAGGGGUUUCCAAUCGAUUUGUGGUGUUGGAGACAAUUGAUGAGUCUGAGGAAGAUGAUACUGUUGAAAAUAUCUUUAUUGAAGAUUUGACUAUUGAGCACACUUCUCUGGACCUUACUAUUCCAGCAGUGGCCCUGCAACACCUUCAAAAUGCUCUGGAGACUAUAACAGCUGGAUAG
Oldenlandia corymbosa var. corymbosa is the source of this 519-nucleotide messenger RNA. The record is from the annotation of a GenBank genome assembly. Lineage: Eukaryota; Viridiplantae; Streptophyta; Magnoliopsida; Gentianales; Rubiaceae.